Molecule: messenger RNA, 1073 nt
Organism: Sclerotinia trifoliorum
Lineage: Eukaryota; Fungi; Ascomycota; Leotiomycetes; Helotiales; Sclerotiniaceae
Source: the annotation of a GenBank genome assembly
GAAAGGAGCAAUGGCUUGGCACACAUGUGAGCUGGAAAGAAUACGGUGGGUCGUGAUUGCUGUAACAUUAUCGUCUUGCCGUUGAACAUUGUUCUGGUUUUAGUAUAAAAAUGAACGCAGUACUCGACGAAACUUCUCAUCAUCACUUCAUAUCAUUGACUUCUCAUCAUUAUCAAGCCCCCAUCAAUUAUCAAUCAUCAUGUAUUUUUCAAAACUUCUCCUCUUUUCCGCUGGGGCCAUAACUACAGGCCUAGCUCAACAAUUCAUGGUUCCUGCCCCAUGGUAUGUCCAAAAAAUCAGUAUUGGAAACAUCAGACACGGCACUGGCGGCUUGUAAGUUAUUUUCCUCAAACCUAAUAACUGAUUUACAUGACUUCUGACAUGAGAAAAAUAGCUGGUCAUUCAACUUGAUCGACACGCCUACUCCAGCUCCUCAAGGCCUGAAUGUAACAUGCAGUUAUAGAUCUCAAACUACUUAUACAUUCGCACUCGAUGGUUACCCAGUUGAUGCACCAUGCAGUGGUAAUCCCAAUGUGACUUUCAGUCUAUACCCUGAUGGCAAUCAUUUUACCUUCAAUAUCACGCACUUGUAUGGAAAUUGCGGAACGUAAGUUUGUGUCUGGUGUUCGAGUUGGUGAAGUCGUAGACUAAUAUAUAAUCAUAGUGCGGAUAGCCCAGCUCCUGUAAGCAGAAUCGGUUCUUUGAUUUCGCCGAAAACCCUUUUGGAAAAGUACUGACUUGCUUUUUUGUAGUGUAACGACAAUGGAACAUGGCAAUUCAGUUGGGAUGACGUUAGGGGACAAGAGGAAGAUGUCCAGAAUAACUUUGGACAAUCUGGAAGUUUCUAUAGAGAAGCCAUUUCCAUGUAUCCAAAUCGAGCGAUACCCAGCGAGAAGUGCGAGUUCUGUUGAUUCAGUAGGAGGUUGAUGAUGCGGCGACGAGAUGCCUUCUGUGCUAUGGAAAUAUGUAAAAGAAAAUAUCGAAAACCGUUGAAUUGAGAUUUUAGAUGAAGUCUGCUGGAAUUGGUGAAGGUACAAAUAGGGUUUAAUGAGAAUUAUAAUUGGUAAUCUAGU